AUGGAAGGCGAGGCGAUUGCCCCUUUGGAGGUUGGUUUUGAGCGCUUUGAUAGGGAAGGUAAAUUGGAAUUAUCCAAAUUCAUCAGUGGAUUUGAUACUUCCCAUUCCGUAUUUGUACUUUUUAAUCUAAUUUACCUACCACUACUAGCAAAACGUCUCGCCAGGACUUGUCUGGACAGUAGUCGUGCAUGGCACUUGAAAAAAAGGGAACUGAGUGAUAAAGCCGGCAUCGAAGGCAGUAGAAUCAGUAGUCAGGGUAAAAUAAGUAAAUCGCCGAUUGUUCAAUGCCUUCUUCUGUUUAAUUAUAAAUAUGUUCCUUGGCCAAUUGGCAAUUUUAUGGUUUAUUGUUUUGGGGAACAAAAUUUUUCAUCAAUUCUGAUACAAGUGCGAGUCCUAGGCACCCGCAUAGAGAUAACAAUGCAGGGGGCCCUUGUGUCUGGUAUGGAGGUAUACAGAUAUGAAUUGCCAGUCAAAUUUAAAUGCUUAGCUGCAUUCUUUUUAGAUAAGAAGCAGGCAAUACUUAAUAUACCAACGCAUUUCUUGGAAGCAAAAGUUAUAUUUUUUUUCAAAAUGAAAAGAUUAUUUCCAAUAAAAUUGGCGUCUGGUAUGCUUGAACCACAAAAACACAACUUAUUGAAAAAUGCGAUUCUGUAUCGUGGAAGUAAGAGUAAAAAAUUUAUUAAGGACGAAAAAUGGUUUACCUGCAGAAAUACAACACCGACUUUCACAAGGGCAAACUAUUCAUCAGAGCCAUUGUGCACCUUCUUUCUUUCUUUGGUAUCUAAACAACCUCAAAGACAAAAUAAAUGCAAAUUCUAA
Echinococcus granulosus is the source of this 819-nucleotide messenger RNA. RefSeq lists its product as hypothetical. The coding region runs from base 1 to 819 and encodes 272 amino acids. The transcript has 8 exons. Lineage: Eukaryota; Metazoa; Platyhelminthes; Cestoda; Cyclophyllidea; Taeniidae. The record is from RefSeq and is a predicted model, not a curated record.